UGGGUCAACUAUGGCCUAUUUGAGAUUGAAGUUGAUUGUGUGAAGAUGAAGUUGAUUGUAGGAUGUAUUUUCUUCCAUGUUUUCCUUAUUAUAGCACUAUUAGUAUCUCAUCAAAUCAAUGGAAGAAAUACAAAUUAUGUAACCAACAAUUACACUUCCUUGUUCAUUUUUGGUGAUUCUUUCUUAGAUGCUGGCAAUAACAAUUACAUAAACACUACAAGCUUUGACCAAGCAAAUUUCUUGCCUUAUGGUGAAACCUACUUCAAGUUCCCAACGGGUAGAUUCUCUGAUGGCCGUUUGGUUUCUGAUUUCAUUGCUGAAUACGCAAAUAUGCCAUUGGUACCACCAUUUCUACAACCUGGCUACAACCAAUACUACAAAGGAGUUAAUUUUGCUUCUGGGGGUGCAGGUGCACUUGUUGAAACUUUCCAAGGGUCGGUAAUACCUUUCAAAACACAAGCAAGAAACUUCAAGAAAGUAACAGUUUGGUUGAGGCACAAGUUAGGCAGCUCCAAUUCACAAAAAUUGUUAUCAAAUGCUGUCUACAUGUUUAGCAUCGGAUCUAAUGAUUAUCUUAGUCCAUUCUUGACAAAUUCUGAUGUUCUAAACUCUUAUUCUCAUUCUCAAUAUGUUGCCAUGGUUGUUGGUAACUUUACUUCCAUUAUUAAGGAAAUACAUAAGAGAGGGGCUAGAAAAUUUGCAUUCUUGAACUUACCACCCUUAGGAUGUCUUCCAGGAACCAGAAUAAUUCAAUCACAAGGGAAAGGUAGGUGCUUAGAGGAUCUUUCAUCACUAGCAAGUUUGCAUAAUCAAGCUCUCUAUGAGGUUCUCAUUCAAUUGGAAAAGCAAUUAAGGGGCUUUAAUUUUUCUCUUUAUGAUUUCAACUCUGAUCUCACUCAAAUGAUCAACCAUCCCCUAAAAUAUGGAUUGAAGAAAGGAAAAUCAGCAUGUUGUGGAAGUGGACCAUUUAGAGGAAAAUAUAGCUGUGGUGGAAAAAGAGGAGAGAAAUACUUUGAAUUAUGUGACAAACCCAAUCAAUAUUUGUUUUGGGAUUCUUACCAUCUUACAGAAAGUGCUUACAAACAAUUGGCAACUCGAAUGUGGAGUUAUACCAAAAACUCUCAUACUAUUGGGCCUUACACUAUUCGUGAUUUCUUCUAAACCCUUUGAUAAUUUGCUUCAUGAUUUACUAUCCUCUCUUUUUUACAACAUAAACAAUAAAUGUAAAAACUUAAUCACUAUUAUAAACAUGUAACUAGGGCUUAAGAUUUUUUUAGAUAAUAAAUAGAUGAUUAGGUGGUCCCUAAAAGAAUAAAACCAAUAAAUGAUAAUUUAGAGCUUCAAUUAUUUGUUGUGGAACUCUUUGCGGCAAAUAUUUGAAUCAUAUCAUAUGUUUCUAAUUGAUUUUGGUUGCAGCA
Molecule: messenger RNA, 1418 nt
Organism: Cicer arietinum (chickpea)
Lineage: Eukaryota; Viridiplantae; Streptophyta; Magnoliopsida; Fabales; Fabaceae
Product: GDSL esterase/lipase 5-like
Molecular function (GO): lipase activity
Source: RefSeq, a predicted model, not a curated record